Messenger RNA from Mucor mucedo, 1006 nucleotides. RefSeq names its product uracil phosphoribosyltransferase-domain-containing protein. The transcript has 5 exons. The coding region runs from base 148 to 792 and encodes 214 amino acids. NCBI's taxonomy places the organism in Eukaryota, Fungi, Mucoromycota, Mucoromycetes, Mucorales, Mucoraceae. The record is from RefSeq and is a predicted model, not a curated record.
AAUGCAAAACCUUAAUAUCUCUUACAAUUUAAUUUACCCUUUUUUUUUUUUUUUUUUUUAAUUCAAAAGAUAAAUUUUCUCAAACGUUUCUUUCUUUCUUUAACAAUUUAUUCUUUCUUUUCCUUAAAAAAAUAAUCACAUAGAAAAAUGACUCUCACCAAAGCUGUCCAUGUUAGCAACCAUCCUAUUGUUGCUUACAAGUUAUCUCAAUUAAGAGAAAAGAACCAGAAACCCAAGGUGGUUAGAGAAUUAACUCACGAUCUUUCUCUUUUACUGGGUUAUGAAGCUUCUAGUGAUAUCACAUUAGUCAAGGGACAACAGGCUACAAGUCAAUAUGGUAACUAUCAAAGCUCCGAGAUAAGAGAAAGAGUAGGUUUGGUUCCUGUUCUCAGAUCAGGCUUAGGCUUUGUUGAUGGAUUCUUGAAUUUAUUCCCGGAUGCACCUGUUUUACACUUGGGUAUUUAUCGUGAAAAGGUCUCUCAUCAGCCUGUUGAAUAUUACAACAAGUUACCUGAUGUGCCUAACGUGGAUGUUUGUUACGUGUUGGAUCCUGUUAUUGCAACUGGUAAUACAGCAGUAGCAACCAUUAAUAUGCUCAAGGAGUGGGGAGUGACUGGCUCUCAAAUUAAGUUUGUAGCUAUCGUUGGGUCUAAUCAAGGUCUUGAACAGCUUCAAGCCGAGCAUCCCGAUAUCAACAUUUAUGUUGCAGCUAUCGACGAAACACUUGACACGAAUGGAUACAUUAACCCUGGCAUUGGAGACUCCGGUGACAGACUCUGGAACACUGUUUAAUUUUACCAUUGCCGGUCGCAUUUUUUUUUAUAAAAAAAUAAAAUACACACACAAUAUUAUUUUUUUCGCACGCACACAAUCUUUUUCUUUUUUUUUUUUUUCACUGAUAAUGUCUUGUUUAUCUAUCUAUCAUAAUCCCCGUUGCUCAAAGUCGCGUACUGCGCUUGCUUAUCUUGAGCAAAACCAGUCAAAAUACAAUUAUACUAUUGAUGUU